Molecule: messenger RNA, 3951 nt
Organism: Pygocentrus nattereri (red-bellied piranha)
Lineage: Eukaryota; Metazoa; Chordata; Actinopteri; Characiformes; Serrasalmidae
Gene: ildr1a
Product: immunoglobulin-like domain containing receptor 1a
Exons: 8
Coding region: 66-1556 (496 amino acids)
Cellular component (GO): plasma membrane
Molecular function (GO): high-density lipoprotein particle receptor activity
Source: RefSeq, a predicted model, not a curated record
GUUCUGGUCUCUCCGGAGCAGUUCUGGGCGGACUGGUCGUGUUUUGACCGUUGGAGUUGGAGACCAUGGAGAGGCUGCUGGUGGCUCCGCUGGUUCUCAGUUUCCUCCUCUCAGGCGUUGUGGCCGUUCAGGUGACAAUUCCCGUCUCACAGGUGAGUACGGGCCUUUUUACAACAGUCACACUGCGGUGCGACUAUUCAACCUCAGCGAGUGCCCAGAACGUGCUGGUCACCUGGCGCUUCAAGUCCUUCUGCAAAGACCCUGUGUUGGACUACUACUCAACAGCCUACCAGGCUGCUCUACAGCUGGGUCAGGACCCGUCCAAUGACUGCCCAGACAGCCAGCGCACAAUCAGGACUGUGGCUCAGAAGCAGGGCACAAAUGAAGCCACUUUGGGUCCAGACUACAGAGACCGCAAAAUCUACAUCCAGAACAAGGCCGACCUGGUGAUGAAUGAGGUGAUGUGGUGGGACAACGGUGUCUAUUUCUGCACCGUUGCUGCUGUUGGAGACAUGACCGGUGAUGGAGAGAAAUACGUGAAACUCAUUGUCUACCAUUGGCUGACGGUGCUCCUCAUAAUCAUUGGAGCCCUUCUCCUCAUCAUGCUCUUUUGCAUCUGCUGUUGUCAGUGUUGUCCUCAGCGCUGUUGUUGUUACAUCCGCUGUCCCUGCUGCCCACAGACUUGCUGCUGCCCUGAGAAAGCUGUGAUGCAGCACAGGAUGAUGAAGGACGCUCAAAAGGCCAUGAGCGCCUGGACAAACGGACAGCAGGUCUACGCCCCACUGAGUAACCACAGCUCUGUUUACCAGAUGAAUCCCAUGCUGUACGGAGGUUCAGCAUCAGGAAAGAUCCCCAUGACCCCUGUGCCACUCCCUCCUCCUCAACCAGGCCCAAUGCCUGUUGCCAUGCCACCACCGAGCAUGCAUGGCAAUGGGAGUGUCCACGGUAGUGCCCAUGGCACCAAUAACAUGCUGGACUACUUGGAGAGCCAGAUGCGGGGCAUGGACAUGACCAGCCCCCUCCUCCAGCCUCAGCCAGCCCUACAGCACAUCCCCCCACCACCGCAGCACAUGCCCCAGAAUGUGCCCUUCUCAGCUGGCCCUCCCAGCAUGCUCUCUGCACUUGGCGAUGGCCCCAAUACCCGCCGCCCCCCAGGAGCACGGCCUCCCAGCGGUUCAUCCGGCUACGGCCGCCACUACCCUCCUCCAUCUGGACGCAGCAUGCCUCGAAGCUACAGUCAGGAAGACAUGCUGGAUACCCGGAGCCGGGCCGGAGGGGCUGGUUACCGCCCACGUUCCCGCUCCCGAGAUGACCUGCUGGCAGAACCCCGCCGUCCAGGGCCAUCUAGACAGGACCGGAAUUACUCCCCCCAACACCGUCGAGGGUCCUGGGGCUCGGCCAGUGACGAGGACAGCAGAAGGGGUGGGUCCAGAGGACCUAGAGGCGGAGGCUGGGCUGACCACCCGCCCAGCUACAGCGAGUAUGAGCCAGGCCAGAAGCCAACGAAGCGCUUCUCUGAUAAGAGUUCACGCAGUGGAGCCAGUAUAGUGAUCUGAAGCUCCCCACUGUUCCAUCAUAAUGGAGCGUAUCCAGGAAAGGCUAACUUUAAACUGUCGCCAAGGACAACACUGAACUAUUAUAAAAGUAUAUGAAGGUUUUUAUUAAGGGUUUUAAAGCUGUGCUUAGACUGGGCAUGCCCAGCCCUGCUCUAGAAGACCUACUGCCCUAAUUCUGCCAUCGAGAUGCUUUGGAAGACCUUGAAAAACUGGACAAGGUGUGUUAGUUAAGGGUUGGAGCUAAACUCUGCUAGGCGGUAGAUAGCCAGGAGCAGGGUUGGGCAUCUAUAACAUCUUUUUGUCCUGGUUUGUCUUAUGUUGCUGAGCCAAACUUCCAAAGAAAGUCUUUUCCUGUGGCUGAGAAGACCGGAUGAACUGCAAAAUAAAAAAUGAGCUGUAAACUCUAUCAUGAAAAAGACAAUGUGCUACACUUUACAAAUGCUCAGCAAACAUUGUACAAACACACAGCAAAUACAGAAAACAUAUGCAACUUAGAAAACUUAUAAAUACUGCAGGAUCAAUCACAACACAACAGAAAUGUUUCCAGAGGACAGUCAAAGAUGGAGGCAUUCCAACAUUGUUCUGUGCAGCUUAAACAUUCACCAGUAAAAAAGUAAGUUAACUUUUAUUUGAGUAAAAAACUAAUAUCACUGGAUGGUAAUAGAAAUUAGCUGUAAAGUUUAACUGUAAAAUUUUGCAAUAGCAAUACCAGACAUGGCUGAUAACUACUGUAAUGUGGCUAUAACAUGUCAAAGAGCUAACUAGCCAGCAAAGUUAAACAUGAACAGUAAUGUGAGUCUGUACUUUUAUCAACUUCCAGUGAUUUUCCAUCACAGAUAUUCCUGAAAUAUAGUUUUCAUAAGACCCAUGAUGUGUCUCAGCAAAUCUACACGUAUUUGCCUUUGCCCAACAAAUAGUCUAUAUAAUAGUGAAAGCUAACAACUCUGGAAAAGAAUCGUCAUCAGCUCAAAUUAUUUUAGGGGAUUUUUUUUUCCACUGCACAAAGUACCAAGACUUGUCACUGUACCAGUACCGAAGUUCCCAGUAUGGAUUUUGGUACCCGUUUAAGACUGAUACCAACUUGGCCUAAUGGUAACUCAGAGGUGUUCUGCGUUUGGUAACACUUGCAGCUAAAGCCAACAAAAAUGAUCAAAUUUCCUCUCCUAGGUGACGAUAAAGUCACUAAGCACUUGCAUCACCAAAAAGAACAUCGGACUGUAAGCUAGAAUGAUCUGCUAAUGUGUCGAUUGCUAUUUUUUAUUCAUUAUGACUUUGUAAAGCGAUUCCUAAGGUAAGCUAAUUAGGAGGCACUAGUUCCAUUCAUGCAGGCCUCCACAAACCAUUUUUUACAGAGAAACGAGUAAACUGUUUUAUUCUGCAUCUGAUUCUGUGUAAAUGUAGAGAUUUGUGACCUGUGUGAGUGGCUGUGCAGUAUAGCAUGUAAUAUCAGCCAAUAAGUUAUGCUAAGGUAACUUAGCAAAGCAGUGUAGCUAAUUAGCCAAAUGUGUAAUACAAGACCAGAAAUACAGUAAAAUUGUUAUUGUGUUAUUAUAAUGAUUACAGCUAUUUUUUAAGUCGGUGGAAAAUAACCUUGAACUAAAACUAAGUUCUGUUGAUUUGUUUUUUGGCUCAGUUCUUGUUUUUUGGAUGUGCACUGGGAAAACACCCUUAUUUCAAAAGUAAAAUUCAGUAGCCACCAAACAGGAAGUCAGGAGGCAUUCCAUUUUCACUAAAACGAACAUGCGAGGUUUUUAUUUUUUUUGUGAAGAAAGUUUAGAACUCAAAGUUGUUCGCUAGCUAAUCCCUGAUAUAAUACUUCUUUACAGAUGCUUUUCAGAUAUUAUUGUAUUUGUACAGUGUAUAUAAUGGUGAUCUGUUGGAAACUUGUGUUUGUGGUGUAUUUAGUUAGUAAGGCCACAUAAUGAUUUUUAAAGCUGUAUUGUUUACAUCAGUUAAUGUUUCUUAUAGGUAUUUAUUCUCAAAUAUGUCUUUUUAAAAUGACUCAAGCAAGUAACUAUAUGGAAUUGUGUUUUAUAGCCUAUUUACCUUUGGUAGGGUUACAGUUUUCUUCAGCCUCACAAGUGGACCUAAAUGCUCAGGUAUCUUAGCUCGUAUACAAAUAAUGAAUGUAAAAGCCAUUCAUUUGUAUUUAUCUGCCUAGAGAGUUUUUGUUUUCUUUUUUUGAUGUUAAUGAAGUAAUAUAUCUGUCUCAUAGUGAUCAGCUGUUUGAUGUGAUCCAAAGACAUACUGAUGAAGUAAAAAACAUUAGAAAUCAUUUGGAGGAUUGUAUACUGUAUGAAUGUGUGUGGUGGAGGGGGCUUUUUUAAAUACUUAAUACCAAAUCUGCAAUAAAAAUCUAAAAAUACACAAUGUGCAAUAAAACAUUUUAAAUAAA